AUGCUUAGACACAGCAGAGGCCUGGCUUCGCUUGCGAUAACUGAUCCCCUGGUGCUGUACAAAUCCCUGGUGAGCCAGGGGAAGCUGGUGGCAGAUCAGCACCAGCUGAGAACGGUGGUGGAGCUGCAACGACUCCACUAUAGGGUGAAGGACUACGAGCCUCCUGAGUGGGCACAGCUGGAGAUCGAGCGCAUGUUGGCUAAGGUCGAUACACCGACGAGAUGGAGGCCUCUACUGCGGAGCAGACGUCGGGACCUGGUGAAGGUGCUGUCUGAUGAGGAUCUGAAGAGCUUCCCAAGUCCUCACGGGCUGUUGAUCAACGGUGGUGUCGGCACGGGGAAAACGAUGCUGAUGGACAUGUUUGCCCAGUCGUUGCCUAAGAAGUCCAAGCAACGCUGGCACUAUCAGAAUUUCAUGCUGUGGGUCUAUAACGAGAUCCACACGAUCCAUUUGAAGCGACUGAAGAUGAGAUCAAACACCCGUGAAGAGUUCAUCCUCUUUGAAAUCGCACAGAAGAUGAUAUCUCAGAACACCGUGCUGAUAUUGGACGAGUUCAUGUUGCCAGAUCUCGCUGCUGCAAAGAUCGUGAAGCUGCUGUUCACGUACUUCUUCAAGCUUGGUGGUGUCCUAGUGGCCACUUCUAACAGGAUGCCAGAGGACCUGUACGCCACUGAUUUCAAGAAAGCCGACUUCAGGUCGUUCAUGGCCGUGUUGCAAUCCAGGUGCUACUCAUUGGAUAUCGAAUCAGACAAGGACUAUAGACAGUUGAUGCAUCAAGACUCGAAAGGCUCCAAUGUGAUUAUUGGCAAAGGUGAUAUUCGUAAACUGGCCAAGCUACAGCUGUCAGAUGGCUCGGACAAGAAGAUUUCUGUCUAUGGACGGGAAGUCACGAUCCCAUGGCAUCAUGAGGGCAAGGUGUACUUCAAAUUCGAGGACCUGUGUGCUGGACUGUACGGUCCUGGUGAUUACAUAUCGCUGGCGUCGAACUUCCAUACGUUUGUCAUUGACGAAGUGCCGGUGUUAAAGAUGUCAAUGAAGAAUGAGGCCAGACGGUUCAUCACGCUUUUGGAUGCACUCUAUGAGAGCAGAUGCCAAUUGUACUUACAAUUGGACACUCAUCCCGAUGAGCUCUUCUUCCCUGACUCCAAAGUUGGUGAAAACGAUGGUGAAGAUGAGCAGAACAGAAUUAGAGUCCAGGAAGAGGAGGCGUUCUCUAAGACCCAUAUUGCACUGACAGCACCUUAUAGACCAAACAUAUCGAACUAUGACGAUGACAAGAUCUACUAUAAGGAAUGCUCUACGGGGAGUUGUGAGCUAACGUCUAUAGAUUAUGCAAAACAGAAGACGUUCACAGGUUCUGACGAGAAGUUUGCGUACAAGAGAGCACUUUCCAGAUUGAAAGAGAUGGACUCAGAUGCCUAUAAAUCAAUGGCAUGGAAGCCACUUCAUGAAGUGAUGAGACCAUGGGAGGGCAGUCGUUCAGGUGUGGACGGUAUGUGGGAAGAACAAGACGAAUUCGAAUACGUCAACCAUGCUUCAAAGGUGGCACCAAACUUUGCUUAUACGCAUUUCUGGUCAAUGGGACUAUGGGGUAAAGGCGAACGGUUAAACGAUAUGGCUAGACGAUGGAUUAGAGGAGUAUCUGCGCCAGAUCAUCAUUAUUGA
Messenger RNA from Williopsis jadinii, 1665 nucleotides. RefSeq lists its product as uncharacterized. The transcript has a single exon. Gene Ontology annotation, molecular function: ATP hydrolysis activity; ATP binding. NCBI's taxonomy places the organism in Eukaryota, Fungi, Ascomycota, Saccharomycetes, Phaffomycetales, Wickerhamomycetaceae. Gene Ontology annotation, cellular component: mitochondrion; cytoplasm. The record is from RefSeq and is a predicted model, not a curated record. The coding region runs from base 1 to 1665 and encodes 554 amino acids.